This is a messenger RNA of Aegilops tauschii subsp. strangulata, 448 nucleotides long. RefSeq lists its product as uncharacterized. NCBI's taxonomy places the organism in Eukaryota, Viridiplantae, Streptophyta, Magnoliopsida, Poales, Poaceae. The record is from RefSeq and is a predicted model, not a curated record.
CCUUAGUAAUAUUUAAUGGUUGGUUAUGUGCUUCUUCUAAUCUACUUCCACAGUAUCAGCAAUCUUCACAAUCGUGCAGACAAAAGCAAGCGCUUGCCUCCAAUUUACAAGGUUUCAAAAACUGUAUAUGCAUCCCCUAGUCGUGUAAAUUUCCGCCUUGAUCAAAGAAAGGCUGUAGAGACAGUACCUGCAUAUCCGAACAUUUAUUUCUCAGUUGAUGACUUCGAUGAUCCUUUUGAUGCUGUGGUUUUGUCAGACCCAGAACACUGCUAUUGUGUGAUUCUCAAUGCGCAUGAUGGGGCAGCAUUUCCUGAAGAAAGCGAAUCAAGCAAUGUCGGUUCAAAUAUACAAUCUGGGAUCAACUCUGGGAGCAGUGGAGAGAACCCACCAAAGGUUCACUCUCUUCCUAAAUGAAGGUUUCAUCGUGAUGACCGCAGCUCUCUUCUAU